AUGGGCAAUCUUUGCUGCCCUGCUGCUGCGCCGUCGCCAGUCAUCGUGCACAUUUAUGAUGUUACUGGCACAGCGCCCCUGAAGGUUGUUAAUGAGGUCUUGCGCCCUUUUGGCACGGGUGCCUUCCACGCUGCCGUGGAAGUUCAUGGAAGGGAGUGGAGCUACGGGCAGACGGUGAGGGGUCAUGGAAUAUUUGAAAACCAGCCGGGAGAGUGCCAAGAGCACUCAUACCGGGAGGCGAUUCACAUGGGCUACACAGACUUUUCCCCUUUCGAAGUGCAGAGUCUUAUUUCCGAGAUGGCCAAGCGCUGGCCGGGUCGCGAAUACAAUGUGCUGAACAAGAACUGCUGUCACUUCAGCGAUGAGCUGUGCCAACUUCUCGGAGUUGGACAGCUCCCCUCUUGGGUUUUGCCCUGA
Molecule: messenger RNA, 417 nt
Organism: Symbiodinium sp. CCMP2592
Lineage: Eukaryota; Dinophyceae; Suessiales; Symbiodiniaceae
Source: the annotation of a GenBank genome assembly